Patiria miniata (bat star) is the source of this 2092-nucleotide messenger RNA. RefSeq names its product adenosine receptor A2b-like. The coding region runs from base 110 to 1147 and encodes 345 amino acids. The transcript is spliced from 2 exons. Lineage: Eukaryota; Metazoa; Echinodermata; Asteroidea; Valvatida; Asterinidae. The record is from RefSeq and is a predicted model, not a curated record. Gene Ontology annotation, molecular function: G protein-coupled receptor activity. Gene Ontology annotation, cellular component: membrane. Gene Ontology annotation, biological process: G protein-coupled receptor signaling pathway.
ACGCAAACGGGAAACAUCUCCAAGCAAACUCCAAGCAAACUCAUUGAAUCUGUACCGUCUUCAUCCAAGCUGAAGCUCUGACUGAAGAUUGGUGCUCGACUUCAAAAAGAUGAAUUUCUCUGCCGGCGAAAUGGCUGACAAUUGCAGCGACAGCACUGGCGCAGAAAACUGCACUUUGGCGGAUCCGACCGGUUUGGUCCCGUCCUAUCCGGAUAUCACCGGCUGGCUCCAGUUCUCCAUCACGACCCAAUUCAUGCUGAUUUUCGUCAUAUUCUUCACCAACGCUACGGUGCUGGUCCUGGUCGCCUAUUUCAAGACUCUGCAGGUUUUGGAGAACUCGUUCAUUGUGAGCCUGGCAGCUGCAGAUGGGCUGUUGUCUGUUGCCAUGAUACCAGGUGUAGAUAUCACUCUAAAUCCCACCCGAGCCGGUAACAAGUACGCUUGUCUCCUACUUUGGUGCUCCAUCAUGUUCUCAUCAAGCGCUAGUGUGUUCUCCCUUCUUGCUCUGAGUCUAGACCGGUAUCUCAAGAUAGUCUACCCCCUGCAUCAGUACAUGACCGCAGCCAGGGUGUGUGGUAUCUUGGCAUUCGUCUGGAGCUACACAUUCAUCACCGCGUUCGUGUUGCCUUUUGUCGGCCUCAACGGCAUCAAGGACCCGUCCUUCGUGUGCUUCGACUUCAAAGACGUCUUCAACAUCGCGCAUCUCCAGUUUUACUGCUACAUUAACGGCCUGGCGCCUUUCCUGUUCAUGUUCGUCAUGUACGGUAAGAUCUUCCGGGUAGUUUGGGAGAAACUCCGGGCGGAAUCUGACCAGAUACCGGCCGGAGCCGAAGGGGUCGGCCGAAGCAAGCAGUGGCUCCGGCGGGAGUUGAAGGUGAUCAAGAAGCUCACCAUGGUGCUUGGUACGACCGCAGUAUCCUGGAUACCGACCACAUGCAUGCUCCUGAGGCAGAUCUACGACCCGACCUACUACCCCACAUUUCAGACCCGAGUCAUUCUGAGCACCCUGACGUAUAUGAACAGCGCCGUCAACCCUCUUCUCUACUCCUUGCGAAUCCAGCCGUUUCGUGAAGCGUUGUCCAAGGUUUUCUGUAGACGGUGUCAAAGGCCCAAUGCCAUCCAUCCAUCUGGUAGAGAUACUACCUAAACCAGCCUGUAUAGGGUCGGAUCGUUUGACGGUGGUCGUCUGGUUUCUUCGUGAUCAUUCACACCAUUGCAGUAGGCAAGCAUUUGGUUAGCAAUCGUUUGUGCGGCACCUGCCUUUCAAUUUGUAAUGAAAAUUCAUUUCUACAAUGGGUAAAUAUUGUGGACAUAAUGAUGAUCAUUCAUAAAUACCUAUACAGUUUUACAUUCAAAUUCAAAUUCAAGUUUCAAGUGUAUUAUCCACACUAAAAAGUAUAGAGAUUCAGCUUCCACUGGCAUUUCUGAACAAUGACAUUACACAAAAUCACUAAACCAAUAUGUAGUACAAUAUACACAGAUCGCUAAAACCCACUUAAAAAUAAACCAACAAAAUACAGUUUAAAUUGAGAGGACCACAGUAAAUUGCACACAAAAAAUUCUGAAGUCAACAUAGCACACACACAAAAAAGGCAACUCCAUACAAAUGACAUAUUAAAACGAAUUGACGGCUCUUUACAGUAAUAUCAAUGAUUACCGGUACCUAUUCACAGACAUACUUACAGGUGAAUAGCGUUUGGAACAAACAAGUGCAACAACGUGAAGUUAGUGGGACGCAAAGACGGAUACCUGAUAUGUUGAAUUUGAAAAGGUUAUAGAAUGGAUGUGAGGGGUCCUGCAUUAUUUUGGGAACUUUCAACAAAACACGCUGCUCAUACAAGGAAGGUUUUCGCAGAUGAUGCGCUGGGCAAUCUUCCUGGGUCUUUCCAGCUUCUCGAUGUUUUCUUUUGACAAGUUACCAAAGUUACAAACGAAACAAAAGGUAAGAAUACUCUGGAUAAGGGACUUACAAAAAAGAAUUAAAAACCUGUUGUCAACACGAAAUUUCUUCAAUUUCCUCAAGCAAUAUAAUCUUUGAUUUGCUUUACCUGCCACAGUCUUGCAGUUGUCCUAUUGGUCGAGAGAACCUCGC